Molecule: messenger RNA, 497 nt
Organism: Arachis duranensis
Lineage: Eukaryota; Viridiplantae; Streptophyta; Magnoliopsida; Fabales; Fabaceae
Product: exocyst complex component SEC3A
Exons: 2
Coding region: 149-469 (106 amino acids)
Source: RefSeq, a predicted model, not a curated record
CCAACCGUUUUUACUUUUCUAAAAUUUUCUUUUUUUUUCUUUCUCUUUUCACUGUGUCUGAACAUUGAACGAAACAACACGCGCUUAGUUCUCUUUCUUUCUCUAGCACUUUACUAUCUCCUCGUCGUAGUAGCUUCGAGAUCGGAAAAUGGCCAAACCGAGUGCCGACGAUGGCGAGCUCCGGCGGGCAUGCACGGCGGCGAUUGAGGAUCCCCACCAGAAGAUCGUGAUGGCGAUCAGAGUAGCGAAAUCCCACGGGAUCUUGGGAAAAUCUUCCAAGCUUGGCCGCCAGAUGGCGAAGCCAAGGGUUCUUGCUCUCUCCAUGCAAUCAAAAGGUCAGAGGACAACAGCAUUUCUUCAUGUUUUGAAGUAUUCUACGGGAGGAGUUCUUGAGGUAUGUGUUCUUCUGAAGCUGUUACAAAUACAUAUAUUCUCAUGUUUCACUACCUAUAUUCCCGUAUUAGGUUAGAUGUAGCCGUGUAGGUUAUUUAUUGUAG